Molecule: messenger RNA, 2275 nt
Organism: Saccostrea cuccullata (small rock oyster)
Lineage: Eukaryota; Metazoa; Mollusca; Bivalvia; Ostreida; Ostreidae
Exons: 13
Coding region: 815-2275 (486 amino acids)
Biological process (GO): protein ubiquitination
Cellular component (GO): cytoplasm
Molecular function (GO): ubiquitin-protein transferase activity; metal ion binding
Source: RefSeq, a predicted model, not a curated record
UUAACACCAGCUUUCAACAAAAGUUCUUUGGUAGAUUCAAUGACCUUGUCAGCAAAUACAAUUUAUCAUUUGCUGACGGACGAUUUUCAUACUAUUGGAUACGCAAUUUUUUACAUUGAAUUGUCGACGAAUUUUUCUGGAGUUUUUAUCAUGACAAGGAGCACACGGUGAGUGUAACCGAUCGGCAAGUCCACUCUUCUAUGACAUCUCGCCCCGCCUUUAAGGUUUUAAAUAUCAGUGUUUACUCUGCUCUAAUAAAUUUGUAUUGGUUAAAUGACUUUUUAGCUUGAAUACUGAUCGCUAUCUCCAUAUAUUUCAUUUAGUAAGCAUUCAAAGGAAAAUAUCAUGGUGAACCGUAAGCGCAAACAUUUAAUGUAGUUUAUUUUUUUAAUUCUGCCUCAGCAGGUAUUUUACCCGUUGCUGUUAGGUUCUAAUGAAGUGUGUAAUUGUGCACGCAGUAUAGGAUAGAAGUACUUUUUAAAUGCAUGUUUUGUAGGCGAUCAAUUUCCCUUUUUAACUUGGAAAUAUGAAAAAAAACUGUUGAUGUGAAGGGUCGCCUUACGUAAAAGUUAUGUUAUUUUAAUCCUCAAAGCUAUCCAAAGAAAUUCCAUUUGAAAUUCUUUGGUGACCACCCCCCCCCCCCUCCCCCCAACUAAUCACACAUCACAUACACACUACAAAUUGUUUCCGAAAAAUACCGGAAACAUGAGACAGGGAAGAAAUGCUUAGAAUAUAUUGCAUAAAUACAGGAAAGAAAACAGCUGGCAUGAAGUAAUAAAUUAUCUCCCACGAGCUCAUUUUUAUAAUUUGCAUCAUGGAGGACUUUGCUUUGCAGAAUGCCCAGCAAUUUUGGAGGCAACAAGCACAUCUUGAUUCAUUAAAAAUCAUAGAAACAAGAUACCAGCAGGGAAGAGGACCGUGUAAUAUCUUCAUACUGGACACAUCAUCAAAUGUCGGAGAGGACGGCUUCAAACAGAUGAAGGAGACUUUCUGUACAAUAGUGGAUGAGUUUUCAAAAUAUCCGGGGAUAGAUGAAAAUGUGGCUGUAAUUAUAUGCGGAAGGACAACAGCAUUCAGAUACCACUAUUCUAAUCAGUACAAUCAAAUAAAACGAUGUAUUGAUGACGUAGAACAUGUCGGACCAUCACCUCUAACUGCUGCUUUCCUUCUCUCUUUAGGAGCAAUUUCAAAUGGAGCAGGGUAUUCAAAGAUGAUGGGAGAGUUCCAUGUUCAUCCACGUAUAAUUCUCAUUUCCGCGGGAAAACCGACAGAUUUUACCGUUAUGGGGGAUGAUAAAUUACCACUUCAUGUGCAUGAUCAGGUAAAAGAUCAUUUGCUCCAGAUUGCCAAAAUCAUUGGAAGAGUCAAUCCAAUUUUUUGCAUCCCAGUCGGCAGAAAUCCAGACAUGGUAAACUUAGGAUUGAUAUCUGCCCUUUCAAGAGGAGGAAAGAUUAUCUAUCCCUAUGAAGCUAAACAGUUUGCUAAAUAUUCCGAAAAUAUGAGAGUAGCGUCGAUCAUAUGCUCAACGACAGAAUUAAAUGAACUUGACAGAGGAACGAUUUCACUUUUACUGACUCAGGCUCUACCUGGCAGGGAAUUCACUGAAAAGGACAUGGACGACAUUUGCAAUAUAUGUUCGAAGAAAUUAUUAUUUACAUCUAUGGACGGUAUGCAGAUAAGGGGUCACGAUUCAGAUAAUGUGCCAGACACCUUCCCAGAAAAAAGCUCCCAGCUGAUACCUCUAGGUGGUAGGGUUAAAAGAGGUCCAGAUUGGAAGUGGGAAAACCAGGACAAUUGUAGUCCUGGAACUGUAGUCGCAUAUUCCAGAGAUGCUGGAUGGUUGAUUGUACAGUGGGAUACAGGCUCUUCAAACAGCUAUAGAUACGGGACAACAAAUAACGAGGGAAAUAAAUAUGAUGUAGUUGUUUGUGAAGAACCUCGAAUAUUGCACAACGAACUCAUAGCUAUUGGUUGUUUGGCUCAGAGAGGACCAGAUUGGGAACUUGGUAAUCUAGACGGUGGAAUAGGAAGUUUCGGUGCGGUGUAUAAAGUCAAAUCGAACGGAGUCGUAUAUAUCAAUUGGCAAAAUGGUAAUAGACAUGACUGCAGAUAUGGUUUUGAUGGGAAAUUUGACUUGAGUUUGUGCGAUCCUUUUUCAUCGGAGGUUAAAAGAUUUUUACAAGAGCAAAAGAGACAAGCUCAAUGUAAACUACCAGAAAACAUGCAACAUAUCUAUAGCAGCGCACCAACAUCUGGUAAGUAUUUAAAAUUAUGA